UGUACAAUUGUUCAUGUCCUUUGAACUUUUAGUCUCCCAUAGCAAAGCAAACACAAGCUCUACACAUCAUGAGAUCAAUCCUGUUGAGUCUCCCCUGGCGGCAGCAGAUGGUGGCGGUUGCCCCGUUGCCGGAAAAACCCCAAUUCGACCGGAAACUCACAGAGGAGCUUAACACCCUUUUGUCACAAAGCAAAGGUGGUGUGGUUGGUUUGGCUCAAUUUCUUGAUGCUGCCAUCACCACUCAGAAAAUUGCCUUGGAUUCUCUAGUGAACAUUUCUUGCAUAGAUGGUGCUGAUCGUGGCGGUGUUGAGAAGUACCUAGAAGACAACACUGAGCUUCUUGAUUCAUGCAAUUACUUUCUGGAAAAAAUGGAAGGUAUCAACAAGUAUGUGGACACAUUGAGAGUGGUUGCACAUUUGGUUGAUGAUUCUAAGCCUAAUUCAGUGGCAGCAAAACGUGCAUUGGAACUUUUGGAGUCAUGUGAGAAGAGAUGCAGAGUAAUGGGGAGGAAGAAGAAGAACAGUGGUUCUUGUUUGAAGAAACUGUUGCGGCAAAAGUAUGAAAAAACAGAUCUUGGUGAGAUCAUGUGUGGUUCUAAGGCCAUGGCUUUGAUGUGUUGCAGCUUUCUUGAGACUGGUCUGUCAUUUGAAUCAAAAAGUGGACUGGUUUCAGUGAAGCAGUCUCAGCCUGUGAGAUCUUCAUGGUUGAGAUUAUUGGAGGAGAUGGCAAAGCAAUCGUCUUUGUUGACAAUUGAUGAGUUGCAGCAGACAGUGACUGCAGCUAGAGAAUUGAAGGUGCACAUGAAGGGUAAAAGGGAAAAGGAGAUGAAAUCUGCUGUUGAGAGAUUGAAGAAAAGAUGCAGGGGAUUGGAGGAUGGGAUUGAGAUUAUUGAGGGAAGAGUGAAGGAUUUGUAUAGAAGUUUGAUUGAUGUUAGGAUGGCUCUUUUGGGAAUUCUUUCCCAAGCCUAAGUUUUGUUAGAUUUAAUUAGAAUAGCUAGGGAAGUAUGGUUAGGACUUAGGAAUUAUGCAAUGUGCUGUGCUAACAGUUACUGAUGUAUAGAUUUAAUCAGAGAUGUAUUCACUGUAAUUAAUCCCAAUAAUUUAUGUAAUUAGUUACUUAUUAUCUGUA
Messenger RNA from Lotus japonicus, 1128 nucleotides. RefSeq lists its product as uncharacterized. Gene Ontology annotation, biological process: shoot system development; root development. NCBI's taxonomy places the organism in Eukaryota, Viridiplantae, Streptophyta, Magnoliopsida, Fabales, Fabaceae. The transcript has a single exon. Bases 69 to 968 code for a protein of 299 amino acids. The record is from RefSeq and is a predicted model, not a curated record.